CAGUGCCCGUUGUGCUGCUGAGCACUUUGGCUGUCACUUAUACUUGUUGGAAAAGUUUUGUAGUCACCCAGCAGGGCGCCUGACGUCAGCCGGACUUUCUUUCUCUGCUGUGAGCGCUGAGCUCUGGCACAGGCACAUCGACCCGGCAGAGAGAGGCAGAGCGGAGCUCAGCACCAGCAAGAAAGCAAGCAGGCUGCUGCAAAAGAAACGGAACACUAUUGUCCACCAGCUUCGCCUUUCUAAGUUCAAACAUGGGUUGCUUUGAAUGCUGUAUUAAGUGCCUCGGAGGGGUUCCAUAUGCGUCGCUGGUGGCAACGAUCUUGUGUUUUUCUGGCGUGGCGCUGUUCUGCGGCUGUGGUCAUGUGGCCCUUACCAAGGUGGAGAGGAUCGUUACAAUGUACUUCUCCAGCAACUCCAGUGACCACGAGUUAUUAUGUGACGUAAUCCAAAUGAUGCAGUAUGUCAUCUAUGGAGUUGCCUCGUUCUUCUUCCUGUAUGGAAUAAUCCUCCUGGCAGAAGGAUUUUACACCUCAAGUGCUGUUAAAGAAAUCCAUGGCGAGUUCAAAACAACUGUGUGUGGACGCUGCAUCAGUGGGAUGUUUGUUUUUCUGACCUACGUGUUGGGAAUAGCCUGGCUAGGAGUCUUCGGCUUUUCUGCUGUCCCAGUCUUCAUUUAUUACAACAUGUGGUCAGCUUGUCAGACCAUCAGCUCCCCACCGGUGAACCUGACAACGGCGAUUGAUGAGAUCUGUGUAGACGUCCGACAGUUUGGUAUUAUACCCUGGAAUGCUUACCCUGGCAAAGCUUGUGGCUCAAACUUGACCACCAUCUGCAGCACAUCUGAGUUUGAUUUGUCCUAUCAUCUGUUCAUCGUAGCCUGUGCUGGAGCUGGUGCGACUGUCAUUGCACUGCUCAUCUACAUGAUGGCUACCACAUAUAACUUUGCUGUUUUGAAGUUUAAGAGUCGAGAAGACUGCUGCACAAAAUUCUAAGUUGCUAUAGAAGCAGUAUACAGAGCUCUACGAGCCGCACUGAGUAGCUUGAACUACCACUGACACCAUGGACUAAAACAGAAUUUAUUAAUCUGCAUUUUGCAAAUGAAAAUUUGUAAAUAGCAUAAGAAAGCUUCAUUUAGUAUCAACUCACUUAAGGCACUCUUUUUUUUUUAAUUUGAACUAAAUGACCACCAUGAAAAUGUAUGAUCUGGCUAUUUUUCUUUUCUAAUUUGGGGAUAAAUGCAGAUCAAGUCACCAUUGGCUGAAGAAAUAGCUUUGGAAGGAAAACAGUGCAAAUAGCAUCCUGAUUGCUCCAAAAUUUAUUGUUUCAAGAUCUACCUAGAAGCCAACAAUUGUUUUCUCUGAUAAAGUAACUGGCUUUCUACAGGCAAUUUGACAAUACCAAGUCAAUUUCCUGACAAAUAAAUGUAAUUUUAAAAAAGGUUAAAAAUAAAACCGAAUGGCAGUUAAUAUUCUGUGCAGUUGCAUAUGAAUGCAGAUUAGGUUGCAUCAAAAAGGAGUACAUCAGAACAGAUGAGAUCACUAUUAUACUUUGAGUUUAGAAACACUGAAUAUCAGACUAUGAGUGGCUUUAAAACUCACAUUCAAAUGUCUAUCUUUUAUAAGUUUUCAUAAAUUUAAUUUGGGCUAGACAAAAAAAAUAAGACUGUGCUUUUUAUUACUUAUUAGAUAAAGCCAGAAAAUCCUGGAAUAUACUCAGCAAGUUAAGUAGCAACUGAGAACAUCCACAGCAAUUUGCUUUGCUGAAUUGGCAGCUGGUCUUUAAACAACCAGUGUCACUCAACAGCGAGAGAAAGGUUAUACAUUAUGGCCCAAUUCCAAACUAUUCAUUGGGUUACAAAUCUGUUGUAGAUGUAUUUCUCUCUCAGUUACUCAGCGAUUCAUUACUUAUCAAUACAAUAGUUUUUCAGAUAUAGUCAAAAUAGAAAUCUUGUUACAAAGAGCUUUCAUGAUCUUUGUUAAUAAAAUCAAAAACAUAUUCCAGAAUUUAAAUCUUGUGCAGAAAAGUCAUUAUUGCAACAAAUUAUUUUCUAUAAAGGCUUUUUUAGAAUCUUAAUCUAACUCUUGUCACCAGACUCAGACAGAUCCACUUUGUCUCGUGCUACAAGUUCUUUUAGUGAGUUUUGUCUGAUUCCAUCAAUUAGACUUUUCCACUGGUCCACUAAUAUUACAGAGGUUUGCCUGCUCUGGAAUUUCUAAUGACUGAUAAUAUAAAAUUUCCCAUUGCAUCUUAACACCACAUUUGACAUCAAGGACACAAAAUCAACUUGAAUAUUAUAAUUAAGAGCAUAAGAGAUAUAAGUAGAUUAAGACCAGUGGGUCCAUCGAGUCUGCUCUGCCAUUCAUCGUGGCUGAUUAUCCCUCUCAACCUCAUUCUCCUGACUUCUCCUUUAAACUUUAAUCUAUCAACCUCCGCCCUGAAUACAUGCAAUGAUCUGGCCUUUACAGGGACCUGUGGCAAUGAAUGCCACAGAUUCACCACCCUCUGGCUAAAGAAAUUCUUCCUCAUCUCAAUUGUAAAUGGGCAUCCCUCUAUUCUGAGGCUAUUCUCUCUGGUCCUAGACUCCCCCAGCAUAGGAAACAUCCUCUCCACAUCCACUGAAUCUAAGCCUUUGAUCGGUUUCAAUGAGAUCUCCCCCUCUCCCCCAUUCUUCAAAAUUCCAGCAAAUACAGGCCCAGAGCCAUCAAACACUCCUUGUAUGAUAACCUUUUCAUUCCUGGCAUCAUUGUCAUGAACCUCCCCUGAACCCUCUCCAAUGUCAGCACAUCCUUUCUUUAAAUACACAAGUGAGGCCUAUUUAGUGCCUUAUAAAGCUUCAGCAUUACGUCCUUGCUUUUAUAUUCCAGUCCUCUCGAAAUGAAUGCAAGCAUUGCAUCUACCUUACUCAUCACUGAUUCAGCUUGCAAGUUAACCUUCAGGCUGUUCUACACGAGGACUCCCUUUGCAUCUCAGAUUUUUGAAUGUUUUGCCCAUUUAGAAAAGUUUAUGCUUUUGUUCCUUCUACCAAAGUGCAUGAUAAUACACUGUCUGGCACUGUAUUCCACCCGUCACUUCUUUGCCCAAUCUCAUAAUCUGUCAAAGUCCUACAGCCUCCCUACUUCCUCAACAAUACCUGCCAUUCUCCACCUAUCAAAAUAGUUAUUUUUUUCAUCUGCUAUUUCCUUGUCUCCCAUAACUAUCUCUCCAGCCAACCAAUAUCUACCCUCAUCCCUCUUUUGCCCUUUAUAUAACUGAAAAAAAACCUUUGACGUUCUUUUUGCUGUCAUUGGCUAGUUUAUCUUCAUAUUUCAUCUUUUCCCUCCUUAUGGCUUUUUAAUUGCUUUGUUGGUUUUUAAAACUUUCCCAUCCUCUAACUUCCCACUAUUUUUUGCUCUAUUAUAUACCCUCUCUUUUGCUUUUAUAUUGGCUUUGACUUCCCUUGUCAGCCACGGUUGUGUCAUCCUGCCUUUAAAAUACUAACUCUUUAGGAUGACUCUAUCCUGCACAUUGUGAACUUCCAGAAAUUCCAGUGUUGGCUGUUCUGCCAUCAUCCCUAGAAGUGUCCCCUUCCAAUCAAUUUUGGCCAGUUCCUAUCUCCUGCCUCUAUAAUUCCCUUUACUCCACUGUGAUACUGAUACAUUGGACUUCAGCUUCUCCCUCUCAAAUUGCAGGGUGAAGUCUAUCACAUUAUGAUCAUUGCGUCCUAGGGUUCCUUUACCUUAAGCUCCCUAAUCAAAUCCAGUUCGUUGCACAACACCCAAUCCAGAAUAUACUUUCCCCCUGUGGACUCAACCACAAGCUGCUCUUAAUAAGCUAUCUCUUAGGCAUUCUACAAAUUCAGUCUUGGGAUCCAGCACCAAUCUGAUUUUUCCAAUCAACCUCCAUAUUGAAAUCCCUGAUUACUAUGGUAACAUUGUUAUUUUGACAUGUAUUUUCUAUUUUCUGUUGAAAUUUGUUGCCCACAUCCUAAGCUAGGGUUCAAAGAGCUGUACAUACCUCCUAUCAGUCUUUUCAUCCCUGCAGUUUCUUAACUUUGCCCUCAAGGCUAAGGGUUUGAUUUCAAUUUUUACCAACAGCCCACCCUGCCCCCUCUACCUACCUGCCAUUCCAAUGCAAUGUGCAUCUUUAAUGCAGAAAUGCAGUAAUUUUCAUUGUCACUAGACUUUUGACUUUAAGAUUAUAAAUUCAAGUUUGAGACACAGAUUUACUUUUCCUCUUCAUAUUUUCUACAUUUCACUCUAACAUUUUGUCUUUGGCCUCUUAAACUGUCCCAUUGAAACUCUUGAGGAACAGUACUUCACCUGACUAGCAAUGUUUAAAAAUUUUCAGAUGGUCAGCGAUUCUAGCUAUUUGUUUAGUUUUAUUUUCAUGGUAAGUUCAUGAUUUUUUAGCUUCACUUACAUGCAUUUCUCCAGAUCUAUCUUUGUUAUUCCCUAAUACCUUUAGUAUAAUAUUUAACACUAUCAUAAAAAUCUAUCAGAUGUAUCAUACAAACCCAUGCCUCCUGACUUGACUGUUUUAAAAUGUAUCUGAUCUCUAACUUUUCCUAGUCAUGAUGCAAGAUGUUGGCUGACAUGCUGAGUAUUCCAUCACUUGAUUUUAUCAGUUUCAAUAGUUUAGUUUGCAUUGGAUGAAACCUUAAAUUUCUGUGGAUUUAAAAUUGUUCAUGUAAAAGCCUUCAUUUUGGGAGCAUAUAUAAUAUAAUAUAAUAAAUAUAGUUCCCUCUCAAAAAAAGAGGAUCUUUAUGUUACAACAGAACAGUUUUAAAAAAUAUACUCAGAUAAAGUGCAACAAGUUAUUUUUAUUCAGUAAAUAAUUGAACAACAGCAAAUGCUUAGUCAAAUACAAAUGAAACAGUCUUGGAAAUAGAUUCUUCAAAUAGCUAGAUCAUACAUUUUACACAAGGCAAAGAUGUUUCAGUUGUUGGAACACAAAGUGAAAAACAGAUUGCUUGUUUUAAAAAAAAACUGCUUGGAAUGUAGGCUCUCUCUCAUCCAUCCUCAUCCCCCACCUCUUUUAUUCCUACAAGUAGGGUUCUUCAUUGUGAUGCUGGGAAUACACCAAUUUGAAGCUUAAUAAAAGAUUAAGAAUGACUACAUUAAAUACUAAUAGAAAUUUCCCCUGCAAUUACAGUGUUGGCAGCCAAGAGAUAGUUAAUUGUAUCAUGUAAUUAAGUUAAACACUUACCUUUGCCAGACAUCCUUUUUAAAUCUUCAAAUGUGCCAUUAUAAUAUUUGUUAACCUCUAAACUGCAUGCUUUACACUUGUUUUUAGUUACCUUUUGUUACAAAAAUUCCCACUUUUCAGCAUUAUUUAAUUUUCUUAAUACAGUAUUUUGAAUUGUAUGUAUAGACACUUUAUUGACUUUCAGUCAUUUUUUUCUUCAUAUACUCAAAAUAAACAUGCUUUCUUUACAAAA
Molecule: messenger RNA, 5416 nt
Organism: Hypanus sabinus (Atlantic stingray)
Lineage: Eukaryota; Metazoa; Chordata; Chondrichthyes; Myliobatiformes; Dasyatidae
Product: proteolipid protein DM gamma
Exons: 8
Coding region: 252-992 (246 amino acids)
Biological process (GO): central nervous system myelination; axon development
Cellular component (GO): plasma membrane; myelin sheath
Molecular function (GO): structural constituent of myelin sheath
Source: RefSeq, a predicted model, not a curated record